This is a messenger RNA of Saccoglossus kowalevskii, 2664 nucleotides long. RefSeq names its product protein XRP2-like. Gene Ontology annotation, cellular component: periciliary membrane compartment; cilium. The record is from RefSeq and is a predicted model, not a curated record. Gene Ontology annotation, molecular function: GTPase activator activity. NCBI's taxonomy places the organism in Eukaryota, Metazoa, Hemichordata, Enteropneusta, Harrimaniidae. Gene Ontology annotation, biological process: post-Golgi vesicle-mediated transport.
GUGACUCGCGAGACUAGUAAGUCGGCGUCUGACAAGAUUACAGAGUAACUGUUGUUGUCUGCGCUGUAGUAUUUGUGUCUGGAGAUUUUGAGGACUUCCCCAUUGUAGCUGGAACAUUGUCUUUAAAAUGGGUUGUUUGUGGCCCAAACCUGGGGAUGAGUCGGCUCAACAAGAAGAAGCUCCCAAAGUAUAUAGUUGGGAGAGAAAUGACAGACCUGAUCCAAAAGACUUCACAAUAGAAAAUUUGAAAGGGGAAACUGUUGGUCGAGUACCUGGAACAAUUAAUGGGCAGCAGUUCAUCCUGAAUAAUUGCGAGGAUUGCAAUAUUUAUAUUUAUGAUCAUACAGCAACAGUUACAGUAGAUGACUGUGUCAAUUGUAGGAUAUUUAUAGGACCCAUAAAAGGAAGUGUUUACUUCAGAGAUUGUAAUAACUGUAAAUGUGUUGUAGCAUGCCAACAAUUCAGAACAAGAGACUGUAAAAAGAUGGAUAUAUUUCUAUGUUGUCAAACACAGCCGAUCAUUGAGUCCUCCAUUAACAUGAAAUUUGCUUGUUUUCAAUAUUACUAUCCAGAAUUGAAAGAUCAUUUCAAGAAGUCAGAUCUCAGUGUAUACAAUAACAAUUGGAGUAGUAUUCAUGAUUUUACACCUGUACCCGGUGAACAAAAUUGGUCUCUUCUUCCAUCGGAUGCCAAACUUGAGGAACAUGUUCCUAUACCAACGACUGAACAAUUUGCUAAUGUCGGAAUAUCAACUGAUGUAGAUAAAAGCACUGUGCCUUUGACAUUAGGAUCAAGAAGAAAAGCAUCUGAUGAAUCUUGUUUAGUUGCAUUCUUCAAUGCUGGUUCAGAAACAGAAGAUAAAGUCAGGCAGUUUAUUGAGAAAAUGAGAGAAGAGGGUACAUGUACUUUAGUUCAGAGCAAAGAAAUUCCAAUGAAACCAGACGAAGCUACUCGUAUUUUUGGUAGUGAUCCAAAGUAUUCAGCUGCUGCAUCCUCAGGUGAUGUAAUUGGUUUGGAAUACAAUGGAGAUCAAGUAAUACAGAAAUGCUCUUCUAUCAUACAGCCAGUCAUUGGUGAUUCCACAUUCUACAUAUCAGAUAAUACUAGAAGUUCAGCUCAGGAGGAUAUAGAUGGUUUCUAUAAUUUUGCUGAUAUGCAGAUGGCAAUGUAGUGUCAUUUCCCACCAUCAGUGAAUAAUAGAUAAAGUUGUCUAAUUUAGGUAAACUUUUUUAAUAAUGGCUCAUCGAAAGAGAUGGUUCAAACAUCAAUCUUAUAAAAAUCUAUGGCUCAAAGUCAUUUUGCUGUUUGAUGAUACUGAUAAUGUAGGCCCAUGCUUGACCCCAACAGGUCACAUAUCCUGUCACUAUUGAUGAGAAUUUUUCAAAUAUUUUUUUCUCAAAAUACAAGCAAUUGUCAUUUAAUUUAAAACAGGUUAAUAUGAUGAAAAAAAGAUUUGUUAUUAUAAGCAUAAAUAUACCCAAGAAUUGACAGAAUGUGUGACCUUUUAGUCAGGAGUUUCCUGUAAAACCUAGUUUUUUGCAGUACUAUGUGGAUGAAUUAUUUUUAUAUUUUGCUUAAUGUUUUGAACAUUUCUAUGAAUUGUCCGCUGAAAGCUUAACUUAAGCUGUUGUAUCCUUGUACACCCAAUUGUCAUCAUUGUAAAAUGUACUUAACACACUAUACUUUGUACACUGCAUCACCCACUGUAAACUAAAAAUGUCUACAUAUAGUUCUUCUGAUUUGUACUUAAAACAAAUAUUAUUUUAUACAUAGUCUAGUUGUGGCUACCAAAAUUUGCAUAGUUUAUUGAAAUUCACUGCCACACUGCAAACAUGAAGAUGAAAUGUCAAAUAUUAAGAUAGAUGCUUGCUCUUUAAUCAAAAUACACAGAAUAUAUUCAUUUGGAAAUAAAUUGUACUCCCAGUCAGUAAAGAAUAUUGACUUGUUUGGGGUUGAGGGUCACCAGUUUAAUUUUUGAGAAAAUGAUUGUUUGUAAUUUAGUAAAAAAGUGGCCAUUUUGGAUAGUACCGUAAUAGGAUUCUUUUACCAUUGAUUUCUAUGUUGAAGGUAUUAUGCCAUAUUUAUGUUUGUAGUCUGGUGACAUGGGGUGAACAAAUCAUAUACCUGGUAACAUGACUAAUACCCCAUCCCACCUAAGUUAAACCACAAGCAUUCAACAUAAUAAUUAGGGGGAAAUGUAUCAAAAUCUUUUGUUUUCAAAUUAUUGAUUUUGACACAUAUCAUAAACUUUUGGGAUUUUUUUCUCAAUGUAAAAUAUUUGUUUGGUGAAUUUUUUGAACAAUUUCCAUAAAAGGCCAUUUUAAAACAAUAAUUCUUAAAAUCCUAAUAAUUCCUUACAACCAUACAAUGUAUAUUACCCAUCUGAUAACCCAAUUUGUUAUGGUGAGUACUUUUUAUCAUAAGAACUAUAGCGAGCGCAAUUACAGAGGGACUUUGCAACAUCUCCAGACACUUUUCUAGACACUCCAGUGGUCGUUGUAGACGCAAUAAAGUUACAUACAUAAUGGAUUGACCUAGUGUUGCCAAUACUAUUAUUAACAUUGAAUGAAGAAGCUUAUUCAAUGACCUAAAAUGAAUAUUUUUAGGUUUUGAAAAAUUACACAAAAAAAUAUUUUCUACGUGACAAUACGCAUUAUGAGUCUA